AUCGGCCUGGAGAUCCAGCCACCGCAAGAUUCCAGCAUCAUGCCCUCGGCUCCCACUCAGUUGGUGUUGGCCCUGAUUUCACUGCUCUCCGUGCUGCCUGUGGUGGAAGCGGUGGAAGCAGGAGAUGCGAUUGCUCUCUUGUUAGGAGUGGUUCUUAGCAUUACAGGCAUCUGUGCCUGCCUAGGGGUGUAUGCACGAAAGAGAAAUGGGCAGAUGUGACUCUGAAGAGCCUCCUGAGGCAAACAUGACCGCGACAAACCUUUGUGCUCUUGAAAUUAUGAAAACUGACCUAUGCCGUUUGAACAUUCCCAAAGAAGCAGAUCAUUAAUAGGGUAGUUUUACCUUUUAGAUGUUUUCCUCUAAAUGGGAACAAAUUGAUAUAUGUAUGUUCGAUGGGGGAAAGUGUUCUUGUCACAUCAAGAUGUAUUGGAAAGUGCAGCCUUUAGAUUUGUGUUUGCUGAUUAGGAAGGAUGUGAGAGAAAUAACAUGACUGAACUUGGCUUGAUGAGGCUCGGGGCACAUGAAAUAAGAAGGAAGCCCUUGUCCAGAAUCCUGGGAAAGCAGUAGCGUUUGGUCUGAAUUACUGCCUCUUGUUUCACUGGGUUUGUGUUUUGUUAUAUCCAAAAUUAAUCUUAUACUCGUAUAUGAAAUAUAUUCAAAAGUUGAAACUUUUAUGUCUUUGGGGAGGAAUAUGUUUAGAAAAUUCUUCAACGUUUCUAAUAUUGAAAAGUAGAAGCGAUUUAUGUUUUUAAAACUUUAUAUUGAACAUUGAAAUGGAGAAGGGAUUUAUUGUUUUAAAAAGCAAGCCUUUAUAUUAACUGAUUAACACCCCCAUAAUGAGAAAUGCUGUAUUAAAUCUAAACCCAUUAUGUUGGAAA
Echinops telfairi (small Madagascar hedgehog) is the source of this 878-nucleotide messenger RNA. RefSeq names its product small integral membrane protein 30 (gene SMIM30). Lineage: Eukaryota; Metazoa; Chordata; Mammalia; Afrosoricida; Tenrecidae. The coding region runs from base 40 to 219 and encodes 59 amino acids. The transcript has a single exon. The record is from RefSeq and is a predicted model, not a curated record.